AUGAUGGAGAGAACACGAGUGCAGUUUCAAGUUAGGGUAUUACGACUGAAAUUAUGGGAGAAAAUGUUCGUCUGCGGUUCAGAUAUUGCACUUGGCGAAUGGGAUCCACUAAAAGCAUUUCCGCUCACUAAAUCCCUAACCGACAGGAUCAAAUCGGUAUUCAUUUCAGAGGACUUCUUCGUGAACAAAUUAGCCAACAUCGUCCUUCCGAAACCUCGAAAAGCCGAAAACCAUAUUCAAUGCCCGUUAGGGCAAGACGUAGUGCUGAAAAUUUGCGGUCCG
Molecule: messenger RNA, 282 nt
Organism: Ostertagia ostertagi
Lineage: Eukaryota; Metazoa; Nematoda; Chromadorea; Rhabditida; Trichostrongylidae
Source: the annotation of a GenBank genome assembly